Molecule: messenger RNA, 764 nt
Organism: Diorhabda carinulata
Lineage: Eukaryota; Metazoa; Arthropoda; Insecta; Coleoptera; Chrysomelidae
Exons: 3
Coding region: 114-722 (202 amino acids)
Source: RefSeq, a predicted model, not a curated record
GUCAUAAUUUCUGACUCACAAAUCAAAAUUUUCAGUCAUGCAUACAACCAAAAACCUACAUUAAAUAUUUAAUUUCGAAAAUAUCUUCAAAAUUUCAAGUGAAACCAAACGAAAUGGCGUUCGUUUGCCCACCGAAAGAUUCGGCAGAACAACAACUCAAAGUUAUUAAAAAUAUUAAAGAUAUCGUCGAAAAUUUGGAAAAAUCGAUGACUAUAGGUGUUAAACCGAUAUGUAUUCCGGCGUGUAUUCCUAUAGCGGAUUAUCCAAAACCAGCUAAAUCGACUACUUGUUGUCCACCAAGUUGUAAUGUACCGGUUAAUUCUAAACGAGAACCUCCGGACGUUAUGGUUUGUUACAAGGUUUGUUCGAAAGAACCACGUGGAAAACAAGAUAAACACGGAAAGGUAACCGGCAGUAAUCCAAAAUUUGAUUACAGAACUUCUAAAGCGCUUGAAUUGAGAUCGAGUUUUUUCAUAUUAUGCGGUUGCAAGCGACGCAACGGAUUACAAGAUUUUUGUCCUAGAAUGGAAUGCAACGGUUCGCCAGAUUGUACACCUUUUCCGCCACGUUGCGGACCAAGUAAAUUCGAUCCAACUUAUGUUGGCAUUACCGAAGAGCAAAAAUUACUCGAAAUUAACAAAAUGCGGAAAGGUCAAAAUUCUAAAAAAGCAUGUUUCAAAUGUUUUCCUGCAGUUAUUGAAGAAACUGCAAUCUGUAACUGAUGUAUUGUAAAAAUUUCGAAAUAUAUAUUCGUGUUUUCAAAA